GCCAUGUCACGGUGGGCAUUGGCGCGUUUGCUUCCGCGCGACGUUGGAGGGAAGCUGUUGAUCUGUUCCUAUCUUUGGGAGACAGCCAGCUCCAGCCGGAUCUUGUCAGCUACACCGCCACCAUCAGUGCCUGUGAGAAAGUCGGUCUUUGGCCGGUUGCCCUGAACCUCUUCACUGCCAUGGUGGAGGGUGCCCUCAGACCGAACACGGUUUCCUACAACGUCACCCUGAGCUCCUUCUCUAAAGCGGCCCGCUGGGACCUGGCGAUGGAACUGUUCACCGAAAUGCCUCAUCGGAUGGUCCUGCCGGACGUCAUCAGCUAUGGUGCUGCUAUGAGCUGCUGUGCAAAGGGGGAGAACUGGCCUGAAGCGCUGCACCUCUUCGGCAGCCUUGCUGGGGCGGCGUUGACGCCGGAUGUUCUCAGCUACAGCGCAGCUAUCCACUCCUGCGACAAGGGCCAUUGCUGGCAGUUGGCUUUGGGCCUCUUUGACCAAAUGCUUCACGCCCAGAUAAAGCAUGAUGCCGUCAGCUACAACACGACCAUCAGCACCUGCGAGAAGGCAGAGCAAUGGCAGCUGGCAUUGAGACUGUUCUGGGGAAUGCAAGCGGCUGUCUUGCGCCCCGACGUGGUGAAUUAUGGCGCAGCACUGAACUCUUGCGCCAAGAGCGGGGAGUGGGGGCUGGCGCUACAUUUGUUGCAGAGCAUGGAAGCAGAGUAUGUCCAGCCGAACGUGGUUACCUACAGCGCUGCCAUCGCUUCCUGCCGGCCGGCCGGUCAGUGGGAGGUUGCGGCCCAUUUACUCUCGCUCAUGCAGAAGGGAGAGAUCGCUUUGGAUGCCCUUUGUUACACGGCUGCCAUUGGCUGCUGCGAGAAGAGUGGACAAUGGGAGUGGGCGCUGCACCUCCUUCAGAACAUGCCCACAGCGACGGUGGCCCCGAACGUCAUCAGCUACAGCGCUGUGAUCAGUUCUUGUGGACCUCGAGCGGCAUGGCAGCAGUCGCUGGCACUCCUGCGCAAGCUGGCCAUAACGAUCACACCCAAUGACGUCAGUUACAAUGCCACCAUCAACACCUGCGAAAGAGCUGGGCAGUGGCAGGAGGCUUUGGAUGUCUUUUCCUCGAUGGCCUAUGCCGAGCUGCGCCCCACGGCCGUCACCUUCGGGUCGUUGAUGAAUGCAUGCGCCAAGAUGGAGAGGUGGCAGCUGGCGAUGCAACUCUUUGCAGACAUGCCUACCGUCAGGGUCCGUCCAGACGUCGUCAACUUCUCAGUUGGCCUCGCCGCUUGCGGUAAGGGAGGGCAGUGGCAGCUGGCACUGCAGAUGUUUCAGGCGAUGACUGACGAUCAGGUCUCGCCAAACCUGGUGAGCUACAAUGCUCUUUUCGACUGCCUGCAGGAGACUGAUGUCGGGCCCACUUUGUUUCGGCAAGCGCGACCGCUCUACACUGGGCUGCUGCGCAAAGGCAUAACCACGCUGGACUUGCAUGACAUGUCGGCCGGGGCCGCAUGGCUGGCAGUGAGGUGGUGGUUUUCCGACAUCCUUCCGCACUACCUCCACCCCACCGCCCGGCAAAGUUGUGACAUCAUUACAGGUUGGGGCAAGUCACGACCCAUAUGGUCCAACUCCGAUAUCAACGCUUUCGUGUUGGCCAAACUGCAUGAACAUCGAAUACCUGCUGAGGUUCCGGCUGGCAACCGAGGACUGGGGCGCAUC
Messenger RNA from Symbiodinium sp. CCMP2456, 1712 nucleotides. NCBI's taxonomy places the organism in Eukaryota, Dinophyceae, Suessiales, Symbiodiniaceae. The record is from the annotation of a GenBank genome assembly.